Molecule: messenger RNA, 789 nt
Organism: Aegilops tauschii subsp. strangulata
Lineage: Eukaryota; Viridiplantae; Streptophyta; Magnoliopsida; Poales; Poaceae
Product: protein NOI4-like
Cellular component (GO): plasma membrane
Source: RefSeq, a predicted model, not a curated record
GAGGGGCCUCCCCUCCACCUCGAUCACCACCCUCCCGUUCAUUUCCACCUCCAAUUCUCUCCUGGUGGUCGCGGCAUCCUCCUCGCCUUCGAUCUCCUUCGCCUCGUGCCCGGCGGCCAGUCGGGCAGUCGUCUGAAUCCUUCCUACUCGCGCGGGCUAGCUCGAUGGCCAUGGCGAACAACCCCACGAAAUCCGGACACUACGCGCAGAACAAGGGCCGGUCGCUGCCCAAGUUCGGGGAGUGGGACGUGAAGAACCCGGCCACGGCCGACGGCUUCACCGUCAUAUUCCAGAGAGCCCGCGACGACAAGAAGACGACCGCUGGCCCCGGGAGGCCGGGCAUCCCGCCGGCCUUGAGGAACGCCGACGGCCGCUACGGCACCAUCAAAACCGGCAACGGCUACCAGUACGCCAGGGUGGCGACACCCAAACGGUCCAAGAAGAAGAGCUGGUUCUCCUGCACCAGCUGCCGAUUCUGAUGCCGUAGCUGCUUGCCGUCGUUGGUGAGAGAGAUCCGUUACUUCGCCGCGCCACGACCAGAAGCACGUACUCGACGGGAGGCGACGGUGGGAUUUUUGGCGAUCGUGGUGGCUUUGUCCCUGCUCGGUCGCCGCAUUUGACGUGCAGUACAUCAUCGACGAGUGAUGUCACCGUUGAUCUGUAUGAAUAAUUUGUGUCGAAUAAAAGGGGGGAAGUGAGUGACUAGUGAAGUAAAACGACCUGUAACUUGUUACCCUAUUCUUUUGCAAAUGUUCAUGCUAAUCAUGUCAUAAACACGAACUGUUCGCU